Dinoponera quadriceps is the source of this 789-nucleotide messenger RNA. RefSeq names its product oligosaccharyltransferase complex subunit OSTC. The transcript has 4 exons. Gene Ontology annotation, cellular component: oligosaccharyltransferase complex. The record is from RefSeq and is a predicted model, not a curated record. NCBI's taxonomy places the organism in Eukaryota, Metazoa, Arthropoda, Insecta, Hymenoptera, Formicidae. The coding region runs from base 146 to 595 and encodes 149 amino acids.
CCGGUACGUACAGUCCGAUAUAAAAUGCUACUCUGGCGCACGUGUGUAUGAACCAGUUGGCGGAAGACGUAAACGAUAUACCGGUGAAUGUGUUUCGUAGGAGAGUCUUUAUUUUUCCAUCGAGUAGCUUAGGUUUACCGUGACAAUGGAGUACAUUUACCGAUUACCGUUCUUAGUCCUGGAAGUGCCUAAUUUAAAAUUAAAGAGACCGUCCUGGAUGGGGAAACCCAGUGCUAUGGUAGUCUUCUCCUUCAUUCUCCUCUCGUACUUCUUGGUGACGGGAGGAAUCAUAUACGAUGUAAUCGUUGAACCACCUAGUGUAGGAUCCACGACAGACGAGCACGGUCAUACAAGGCCCGUAGCAUUUAUGCCGUAUCGUGUAAAUGGGCAAUAUAUAAUGGAAGGUUUGGCCUCUAGUUUCCUUUUUACAAUGGGAGGCUUAGGCUUUAUCAUACUGGAUCAGACUCAUGGUCCCUCAACGCCAAAACUUAACAGAGUUCUCUUGAUAUGUGUCGGAUUUAUCAGCAUAAUUGUGUCAUUUAUCGCAUGCUGGAUAUUCAUGAAAAUGAAGCUUCCUGGAUACCUGCAAUCCUAAAUGUAAGCUAUUACAGAUUCCAUGGGUGUAAUUAAUGCCAUUUUUAUAUCAUUCAGGAUAUUGUAACGAUGGAUUACUGAUUUUUAUAAUAAAGUGUAAUAAAUCAAAUGAGAUAUUUUUAGUACUCUCAUUGUUGGUAAUAGGGUAAAAGAAACGUAUGUACGAUUUUCCAAAUAUAUUUAGAUAAUAUUGUA